Messenger RNA from Westerdykella ornata, 1785 nucleotides. RefSeq lists its product as uncharacterized. Gene Ontology annotation, cellular component: transcription factor TFIID complex. Lineage: Eukaryota; Fungi; Ascomycota; Dothideomycetes; Pleosporales; Sporormiaceae. The record is from RefSeq and is a predicted model, not a curated record. Gene Ontology annotation, molecular function: RNA polymerase II general transcription initiation factor activity. The coding region runs from base 111 to 1775 and encodes 554 amino acids. Gene Ontology annotation, biological process: RNA polymerase II preinitiation complex assembly; transcription initiation at RNA polymerase II promoter. The transcript has a single exon.
CCUCGCCUUGUCCAGUCGCUCGCAACACACAGGCGACGCCCAUGUCGCCCUGAAGGCCUCCCUCUGCCACUUCCACGACGGCUCCCCACAUUCGUUCGAGCUCCCAGACAAUGAAGCUCAAGCUCACGGCAAAACCGCCGGCCGCCCCGGAUGGCGCGCCUAUACGUUCACCUGCGAACGAAGCUCCCACGCCCGGCGGGUCAGCGCCGAAGAUCAAGUUCAAGCUAGCUCCCUCCACUGUAGCGCCUGGCGACACAGCCGAAGCUCCGAAGCCGAAGCGGAAGUACACGAGGAAACCCAAGUUCGACGAGAACGGGAACCCAAUAUUGCCCGCUGUGAAGGCGGUGAACCUGAAGAAGAGGCCUCGAGAGGAGAAUGGCGAGGAUGCCAACCGCAGCACCAAGCGCAAGAUAAAACCGACUUUCAAAACUCUCGAGAGGGUGACCUCGGACGAUGAGAUGGACGAGGAAUUGCAACCCGCCCCGCCGCCUCGCCCUCCUGUCCGCCAGGGUUCCACGCUUAAGAUCAGGAUGAAGCCUGCGGCAGGCUCAACGCAGCCGAAGGGUGUGAGCAUCGUCAAGAUCAAAGGUGUCCUAGGCAAACCUCCAGUCAGACCGCCAGGUGUGGGAUACGACAGUGAGGCCGAAGAUGCGGAGGUGGAUCCGGCUAUCGAGUCGCAAUUCAUCCUUCGCAUGCAGCCCGGACCAGACUGCGACCUCGUGAGAAAAGCGAUCGAUGAGAAGAAGAUUGGCAAGCCUCAAGCAGAGGGUGGAACGAAUGUCAUCUUCAGGUUCUUCGACCGCGAGGGCCGUCGGGCCAUGGUCAACGUUCAGGGUCGCCUGUAUGCGGCUACCAUGGUGGACCUACCGUGCGUCAUUGAGUCCAUGAAGAGCUGGAACAAGAGGGACUGGGUCAAGACUGCAGACGUGUGCCAGAUGCUACUGGUCUUGGGCCCUGUACAGAGCGAAGAGGAAGCUAAGAGAUUCCCUCUUCCGAAAGAGGUUGAUCCACAUAAAUACCAGUAUCCGCAUGGAUUGACGCCUCCAAUGCAUUGGGUGCGCAAACGUCGCUUCCGUCCGCGCCAGUCAUACCACGAGAUCGAGCAGAGAGAAGCACAAGUUCAAGCCUUGCUGGAGGCUGAUGAGCUCGCAGAGCAAAAUGGCGGCAAGGCAACGUGGGAGGUCAUAGAUGAGAGAGCAGAGACCACGGAAGAGGAAACGUCAGAGGAAGACGCCGAGGGUGAAGAAGACAUCGCCGAAACCACAGAAUACGUGCUUCAGAAUGAGGCUGGUGAGGAGGUUGAGGUUGACAACGAUGAGCUCGAGGCAGCACUUGCAGCCGGUUUGAUGGAGGACGAGGAAGACGUCGAUGGUCUAUUUGGCGAGGGUGGAGCCGAGGUGGAGGUGGAGACACCGAUCACAGCGCACGAUGUCGCCGCCCAUGCGCUUGGGGAGAACGGAGUCUCCGCUCCAGAAUCCGCUGCCUCCACCCCCAAUGCGCCCACUUCUCCGGACGACGACGAAUCCGAGGACGAUGACGCUGAAAGUCCUGGCGACCAGGAGGUGGAUGCAGAAGCGGCUGCAGCUCAAGAGAGCCUUGAACAAGGCAUGGCGGAGGUUCGCGAGCUGGAGCAGGAGAUCGCAAAGGCUCAGGAGCAACUUGAGCUAACCGGUAACAUUCUCUACAAGCAGCGAUGCAAGAAGAAGAUCGAGCAGCUCCAAACAGACCUCAGUCUCAAGAAGGCGGCCCUUGGGCUUGGUGAUGAUGGCGAUUAAUGGCGGGGAC